AUGGAACUGCAACUUGUAUACCGUAUCCUACGCAAAAUCUCCGACUGGGCUGUUACAGGAUAUUACUCGGAAAUUCUUAUCGACGGACCCGAAAACGCUCUCAAUAUUCAGCAUGGCGUAGACGGAAAGAGCGCUAAAAGGACCAAUGGCCCAGUCAUUCUCUGCUCUUCUCACCAUAAUGAAAUGAUCGACAUCGCUACGCUGGCUAUGACUAUGCCUAAAUAUCAAGGAGAACGCCGGCAUGUGUCCUUUUGGGCAAAGGACUCCAUGUUCAAAAACGCUGUAGGAGGUUGGGUCAUGCGUUCGAGUGGGGCGAUUCCUGUGAAGCGCAAUCCAAAUAAAUCCGAAUCGGCAGAGUUGAACAGGAAAGUAAAGCUAGGAAAGGAGGACAACAGAUCUGAAAGUCUCUUUGCCAGCACCACUGGUACUUUGGCUCUGGGCAAAGUAGUCGGUGUCUUUCCCGAAGGCACAAGCUAUACCCAACCGGGAAUCGUCCAAGUCAUGCCUGGUGCGGCAAGGGCUGCGGUAGAGUAUGAAAUUUGGCGUCGACGAAACCAAGGGGAAGAUAUCGUGAUCAUUCCGGUUGGCAUUGUAUACACUGACAAGUCGCGUUAUCAAAGUCGGCUCAAGGUGCAGUACGGAUCGCCAAUCAGUGUAAAGGAAUACCUGGAUGAAUCAUUCUCUUCUUCGAGUUCAUCGUCAUCAUCAUCAUCGUCUCUAUAUUCUUCCAAUGCCUCGAUAAGUUCAUCGAUGUCUUAUCCAGAAUCUUCGGCUACCACAUAUUCUUUCUCUAACACGGAAGAUACAUCCAUUGCUCGCACACGCGCCGCGACAAAGGCCGUUGCACUUCGAAUCGAGAAAGCGCUUUUUGGACUGACCAUCAAUGCUCCUGACUGGGAGACGCUAUAUGCCGCAGGAAUAAUGAGAGAUAUCAUUUUCGAAGGUGAAGAGGUGCCUCUUAACUACUGGGUUUCUGUUUCCCAACUUUUCGUGGAUUACCUCGCGACCUCCACCCCCUCGAUUCCAUCGAAGGCAGCUGACGAAAACAAGCACGCAUUGACCAGAUAUUUCGCCUUGCUGCACCACACAGGACUCAGUCACGCCGUGCUACAAGGUCUUUUCCCUCUUCCUGUUAUACUAGGAUCUACCGCGAGCUCUUCGAGCACGAAGACUCCCCCGAAGGAUGUGAGGUUCUGGACAGACAAAGAAUGGAAGUGGUAUCAUACUGUAACCUUUUCUGAAAAUCUUCAUUGUCUCUUUUCAACUUCGACUGCAUUGAACAUAGCACAAUCCCUUGCGAUACUUCCUGUCCUUCCGCCGUACCUAUGCGCCUUCCUCGUUUCACGUCUUACCGCGCGUAUUCUCGCCACCCCCGGCGAAGAAGAGGGCGAAGCGCAGUUCAGGUCCGUCGGAGGCGGUGUCGGCCUGGGUGUGGGGUUAGCUUUCGGCAAAGUUUUAGUCAGUCAGAUUUGGAAAAGGAGAGGAGCAGGGAUAUCAGAGAGUCUAUCGAGAAAGGUUGGGCUAGUCGGGAAAGGAUUUCAAGUGUUAUUGGUUCGAUGCGUAGAAUCUCUGGGGACACGCAUCAAUACAAAAACCACUACCGGACUCCUUCGCAAGCACAUAUUUGGCCUUCCGCAAAAUUCAGGCUUUAAAAUCAUCUCGGAGUUCUCGUCGAACGUUACCCAGAGUCAGAUCGUGAAGACAUUGAUGAGCAGGAUACUGAAAGGAACUGGUUGGCUGAUAGCAGCGUGGUGUGUGAUAAAGUGGUACAACAUGUGUAUCAAACGAGCACACACAACGUAUACAUACACUUUUGCACCCCCAGCGCGUAAAUUGUGGAUACACCAUCUCUCUGUCCUCCUUGUUCUUCGCCGCACUCUGCCCCACACACAUAUCUUCGAGGACCCGGAUAUCGUUCCAUACCUCACUCUUCCAUCGCCACCGACAAAUGCAUUCAUACGAAGGAGAGAGCAAGCACGAACUGAUUCGGAAGGCGCAAGUGGAUCGACUUCGAAGCCCGAACGACGUACGAUUGCUACCUCCAAACUUUUUAUGGCUCUGUUGUGUGCAAAAGGAGAGGCACGGAGAGCCGCGCUUUCAGUGGUAGCUUCCAAUAAAACUCCGAAACCACUAUGA
Messenger RNA from Lentinula edodes (shiitake mushroom), 2136 nucleotides. RefSeq lists its product as uncharacterized. Bases 1 to 2136 code for a protein of 711 amino acids. The record is from RefSeq and is a predicted model, not a curated record. NCBI's taxonomy places the organism in Eukaryota, Fungi, Basidiomycota, Agaricomycetes, Agaricales, Omphalotaceae. The transcript has 3 exons. Gene Ontology annotation, biological process: phospholipid biosynthetic process. Gene Ontology annotation, cellular component: endoplasmic reticulum membrane. Gene Ontology annotation, molecular function: glycerone-phosphate O-acyltransferase activity; glycerol-3-phosphate O-acyltransferase activity.